CGUACUGUCUGUCAUCGUCAAACACUUCAACUCGGCAUUGAUUUCGAAAGGAAAUUUUUGUGUUUUUUCGGGCUAAAAGAUCAAUUACCAUUGGGCAAAAUUGUUGAAUCCCCAAACCAUGCACAGUGCGCAGUGUAAAACGCCCAACGGUCAGUUGACACAAAAUGAUUUAGCCAAUACGCCAGAACAUCUGCGUCCCGGAUUCACCGGACAGGUGCGUCAAUAUGAUCCCAGGGAAUUUGGUCUGACGAAUAACGAGGAAUGGCGCAAUCCGCGGAUGUUCCGCAAUAUGACAUAUGAGACAGACGCCGAGGCCAUGGAUGCGCUGCGGCUGGCGCAACCCCGAAGACAAAUGUAUCGCCCACCUAUUGGGGCAAAUCUAAGCAAUUUGACGGAGGAGUGUCUGGCUGAGGUGUCGGCACCGGCGUUUGAUCUGAGCAUGCCGUCUCAGAUGUCUGGGCCGGGUGGCGAGUAUCUGGCUAAUAUCUCGCCGCCGCAUAUGUCCGAUACAGACAAGUCUGUGGGCCAAAAUGAUGCAAGCAACUACGUGGAUAGCGUUUACCGCCAGGUUGUGCACAGUUUCAAAAAUGCACAUGACCACAAUGUGCAUGCUGAUAAUCUGUUGCCCGCGGUAGAGAACCGAACUCCAGUGCCCAAUCAAGUGCCCGAAAAAGGCACCGUUCAACAGAACAACAGUGUGUUGACUACACUGCGCAAGAUAACCACCCAUCGGGAUCAGUGCGGAAAUGUUACCAGUCGUGUCGAGGAGACCAGCACAGUGUCCAACACUCCCUACGAACAGGUGACUAAUUUGGAAUACACACCAAUCGGUACGGUACAGGGGGCACAAGGACGUCAUCUUCACUUUUCCAUGCCAGCCCAGUCGGAGAAUAUCGCUGAUAUCUCGAUGCCCUCGUUUUACGAUAAUUCCAUGCCAGCAAUGAGUACGCGUAUAGCGCCGCAGGGCAUGACAAGUGAACAGCUGGCAGACAUAAGUGCUCCCGCGUUUGCGGACUCGAUGGGAAGACGAAUGCAAGCGACGCCGCCUACUAUUAGCAAUAUCUUAGCGCCACCUAUUGGUAAAAAUGUGUGCCUAGAAAAUAUGAGUGCUCCCUCUUUUCCAAAUAGCACCGUUAACAGUUCUAGAAGUCCAGGCGUAGAAGAUAUAUGUGAUAUGUCGGCACCGCCAUUCGCUAGUACCAAUCGUUUCGAGUGCCUCGAAGAUAUAUCCAUGCCGUCAGGCGUCGCUGGUGCUAAAGGUGAUUCGAAACGACAAGCAACAGAGUUUCCCAGUGAAUGCUUGUAUAAUGUGACAAUGCCAUCGUUUGGAGGUUUUACAGGAUCUUCGGGUGCGUCAAGGCGACAAGGAAACCUGACGUCCAAUGAGUGUCUAGAAGAUAUAACAAUGCCUUCAUAUGGCGGAGUGUCUGCAGCGUCAAAUAGACAAGCAAACUAUAUGCCUAGUGAAUGCUUAAAUGAAGUUAGUGCCCCAUCUUUAGUGUCUAGUACCUUGCGCAGUAGAACACCACGACGCCAACAAAGGUCCAUGCCCUCACAUAAUACAUUCGACAUAACAGCUGUUGAGGAUAUCAGUAUGCCCUCCUUUGAGGGAGUGUCGAGUGCUACAGCAAGAACAUGUCAGCAGCGAUCAAUGCCUUCCCAGACUAUAUGUGACAUAUUAGCACCAUCUUUCGAAACUUUUGGGCAGGCUCCAAAUGCCAAUGAAUGCUUGGAAAACGUAACGAUGCCAACAUAUGAUAGUUCAGGACAAGCGACAUAUCAGUACCUGGAGGAUAUCAGUAUGCCUUCGUUUGGCGGAGUAUUGGUAGGUUCAAGAGCGGGUUCUCCAUCACGUCAACAGCGCUCAAUGCCUCCCCAAAAUAUCUACGACAUAGCGGCGCCAUCACAAAUGACACCAGGACAAAUGACAAAUGAGUGUUUAGAGAAUGUUACAAUGCCAUCAUAUGAGUAUUCUGGCAGAGGGCCCGGGAAUAAUGUGUGCCUGGAGGACAUCAGUAUGCCUUCGUUUGGAGGAGUAUCGGCUGUUUCAAAAGCAAGCACCUCGACACGUCAACAACGUUCAAUCCCUACCCAAACUGUGUGUGACAUAUUGGCACCAAGUUUUGAAAACAGUGGACGAGGGUCGACAGCGCAUGAAUAUAUAGAGGACGUGACCAUGCCGUCCUUUGGAAGCUCAACCCGAGGACCAAUGACUAAUGAGUUCCUGGAAGAUGUAAGUAUGCCAUCUUUUGGUGGAGUAUCCGGUGCUUCGAGGGCAAAAACUCCGACACGCCAACAACGAUCAAUGCCAACCCAGAAUAUCUCGGACAACCAAGUUCCUUCACAUGGAAGUAGUCGACGUGGGCCAACGACUAAUGAGUGCUUGGAGGACAUAACAAUGCCAUCAUAUGGAAGUUCAGGUAGAGAAGCCACGAAUGAAUUCUUAGAAGAUAUUUGUAUGCCUUCGUUUGGAGGAGUAUCGGGCGCUUCAAGAGGAAGAACUCCGACUAGGCAGCAGCAAUCGAUGCCAUCGCAGAAUAUCUAUGAUAUAUCAGCACCGUCUUUUGGUAACAGUGGACAUGGACCAGUGACAUCUGAAUGUUUAGAGGACGUAACCAUGCCUUCGUUUGCCGGGGUAUCGGGAUCUUCAAGACGGCAACAGGCUAUGCCGUCUGAGUGUUUGGAAGAUGUCAGUGCACCUUCAUUUGGACAAAGAAUGUCGCGCAGUAGAUCAGCGCGACGUCAACAAAGGCCUUUAGAAAAUAUUAGCAAUGCAAGUCGAGCAACCGCGACAAAUGGGUACCUUGAGGACAUCACAAUGCCUUCCUUUGGAGAAGUAUCGAGUGCUUCAAGAGCAGGAACCUCCACGCGUCAACAGCGUUUCAUGCAAACCCAGAACAUAACCUCUCCUCCUUCAUUUCGAAGACGCGUUCCAAAUACUAACGAAUGUUUAGAAAAUAUAAGCAUGCCAUCAUAUCUGAUCUCAGAUGCUUCAAGAGCAAGAUCUCCGACCCGGCAGCAGCAAUCGAUGCCUUCUCAAAAUAUAUUUGAUAUAUCAGCGCCGACCUUUGGCAACAGUGGACGUGGACCAGUGACAAAUGAAUGCUUAGAGGACAUAACCAUGCCGUCAUUUGGAGGAGUAUCGGGGUCAUCACGACGACAGCAAACCAUGUGCUCCGAGUGCUUGGAUGACAUCAGCGCACCAUGUUUUGGGCGGAGCAUAUCGUUAGGUAGAUCACCUCAACGUCCGCAGAUGGUCCAACGAAACAUUGUAGAUAUAACUGCUCCGACAUUUGCCAGUUCAGGUCGGGGUCCACAAACUAAUGACUGCCUGCAGGAUAUUAGCAUGCCUUCUUUUGCAGGAAUAUCGGGGGCUUCGAGAGCAAGAACUCCGACACGGAAGCAGCAAUCGAUGCCAACCCAGAAUAUUUGUGACAUAUCAGCUCCAUCAUUUGGAAGCAGUGGACGUGGCCCAAAUGCUAAUGGAGGUUUCAAUAACAUAACAGGUUCAGGACCAUCAAAUAAUCGGUACUUGGAGGACAUUAGCAUGCCCUUAUUUGAAGGAGUAUCGGGUGCUUCAACAGCAAGAACUCCUACACGGAAGCAGCAAUCGAUGCCAUCCCAGAAUAUUUGUGACACAUCAGCGCCGUCAUUUGGUAGCAGUGGACGUGGACUAGUCACAAAUGAAUACUUAGAUGACGUAACCAUGCCGUCAUUCGGAGGAGUAUCGGGGUCAUCACGACGACAGCAAACCAUGCGCUCUGAGUGCUUGGAUGAAAUCAGCGCACCAUCGUUUGGGCGGAGCGUAUCGCUCGGUAGAUCACCUCAACGUCCGCAGAUGGUCCAACGAAACAUUGUAGAUAUAACUGCUCCGUCAUUUGCCAGUUCAGGUCGGGGCCCACAAACAACUGACUGCCUGCAGGACGUUAGUAUGCCUUCAUUUGCAGGAAUAUCGGGAGCACCGAGAACAAGAACUCCGACACGUCAACAGCGAUCAAUGCCAUCCAAGAAUAUCUGCGACAUAUCAGCUCCAUCAUUUGGAAGCAGUGGGCGUGGUCAAAAUACUAAUGUAUAUGAAAGCUCGACCAGAGGACCAACGACUAAUGAGUACUUAAAUGACAUCACAAUGCCUUCCUUUGCUGGAGUGUCGGGUGCUUCAAGAGCAAGAACUCCGACACAUCAACAGCGAUCAAUUCCAUCCCAAAAUACCUGUGACACAUCAGCUCUUGCAUCUUUCGGUAGCAAUGGCCGUGGUGCUACAACUAAUAAAUAUGCUGGGCGAAGCUUAUCGCAGGGAGCAAGUCCCAGAAUUCAACAAUUAUCAGCACCUAUUGCUAGCUCUGGAAGAGAUCCAAUGCCGAGUGAGUGCAUUGAAAAUAUAACAAUGCCAAGUGGCGUUUCAGGUGCAGGCACUAGUCGGCGAGAAUUGACAAUGCCCAGCGACAAUGUAACUCCUCCCUCCUAUGGACGCAGUGGAAUAUCCCAAAAUACACCACAGUUAUGGAACAUAUCUCCACCGGUCUUUGACAGUCCCACCAGUCAACCGAACAAUUUACGUAGACCGCGUUCUGAACCGGCUUAUCUCAGCGAGUGCCUAGAUGACGAGAGUGCUCCCAGCUUUGGCAACAGCAGUAAAGGCAUGAAGAGUCUUUAUCAGAUGCCACUGCAUGGAGCUGAUGUAUCGAAUGACUCAAUGCAGAACGGAACGCCGCUUCGACAGGUUCACAGUGUUCCAUGCAUUCCCAGUCAACAGAACAUUGGUGACAUUUCAGCACCUUCUAUGGGCAGUCCAGCGCAUGAGUUUUACAAUAGUUUCCAAAACUCGAGAACUAUACCGCAACCUGCUGCCGAUGAAUCCUAUCCAAGCGAAAUGCUUGGAAAUGUUAGCGCCCCUUCCUAUGCAAGCACCAUGAAUCGUACGCAGCCUAAUCGGCUGCCAAACUUUAGUUCGGCUUACGAGAACCUUGACAACAUUACACAACCUUCGAUGUUUGCUAAUAGCUCUGCGCGUGCUCAAAUGCCUUCUAAUCGUAACAAUUCUCGGCCACUUGAAACGCUGGACGAUAGACAGAAAACCAACUUUGGUCAUUCGACUGGUAAACGUCUUGAUAAUGUAAUGGACAUAAGUGAACCAUCUGGACUGUAUCGAAGUGGUGUAAACUCUCAGAAUGCAGAGAAUAUGGGCAUGCCCUCGGAGAGAGGGCAGGACUUGAGUGGGAUGCCAGUGAAGAAAAACGGCUCAAAUCUUUCUCAGCAAAUUUCAAUCUCUGAGCAAAGUGUGAAGAGGACUGUGAUCCAAAAUACAUCUGAUCAGCUGGGCAAUGAAAGUGAACCCUCCGCACUCAAUAAUAGUGCGAAUGGCCCAGCCGUAGUUGAGGUGGAAAAUGUGAUUGUUAAGACAUCUGUUACUUCCGUGAAGCGUAUAUAUCCAAACGAAGAGGACAAUCGGAUAGAGGAUGGCUAUGACAAUCGAAAUCGCGACAUAAAUGGCUACAACGCCCGAAAUCGCGACGAAAAUGGCUUUGACAACCGAAAUCGCGACGAAAAUAGCUAUGACAACCGAAAUCGCGACGAAAACGGCUACGGCACCCGAAAUCGUGACGAAAAUGGCUAUCAGAAUGUACCGAGCUACCAGGGCAUAAACGACAUCUCCAUGCCGCCAUAUGAGAGCACUGGCAUCAGCUCGCCGGGGCAAUCGAAUCGUAACAACAUGUAUCUCUCAGACAUCAGUGAGCCUUCCUACGGUCCCUCUUACCAGUCAACCCAGCAGAGCCGUGACCCUAAUGGGACUUUCCACGGCUUCGACUCAAUGGACAACUAUGCACCGUUCGAUCAGCUCGUCAAUUCGAUGCCGCAAAAUCAACUGGCGAACAGCAAUGCAUUAUCGGACAACGUACUGGCCACGCCUGAGCCGGUGCGUGGCAAGAAUGGCCAAGUAAACAAAAAAAUGCCCAACAGCCAAAGGUCAGAACAGCAAACGGGUCAAAAAAAUCCGUGUGCAUGUUCAGCGAGCUUGUAUGGGAAGCCCUCCAAUAACCAAAAUCGCAAUCCAACUCGCUAGGAAAUUUACUCUCUAAACAUUUUGUCCACGUUCCUACUCUACGGAAGGGGGAUCCUGCAAUUGAAAAUAUUUAUGAUUUAGUACUUGUUUUUAGACUGAAAAAAAUGAUCGAAAUUUGAGUUAACAAUAAAAUGGAAGUGAAGUGAAUACCAAAAAA
Molecule: messenger RNA, 6218 nt
Organism: Drosophila virilis
Lineage: Eukaryota; Metazoa; Arthropoda; Insecta; Diptera; Drosophilidae
Product: mucin-3B
Source: RefSeq, a predicted model, not a curated record